Messenger RNA from Prunus armeniaca (apricot), 705 nucleotides. NCBI's taxonomy places the organism in Eukaryota, Viridiplantae, Streptophyta, Magnoliopsida, Rosales, Rosaceae. The record is from the annotation of a GenBank genome assembly.
AUGGGUAGCGUCUUGUCAAUCUCCUUAUCAUGCGAUGCCAUUGUUUCACGCUGCUGGGAUUCCGUUUUUAAAAGAGAACCGUAUGUACGUAAGCUCCAAGAAAACCUUCAAGCUCUCACAACAUCUUUACAAGAACUCAAGUCUUUAAAGAAUGAUGUGCAGAGAGAGGUUGAGCUUGCAGAGCGGCAGCCGCAAUUAAAGCGUUUUGUAAGCCAUAGCACUCAAGUAAUUGAGAAAUUAUGCUGCGGAGGUUACUGCCCCAAGAACUACAUAUCCAAAUACAAGUAUGGGAAAAAAGUUGCUAGAAAGUUGGUGGAAGUGGAGGAUUUGAAAAGCAAGGGAGUUUUUGAAGAGGUGGCAGCAGAAAGCUUACCUACAGCUCUAGUCAAUGUGAUACCUAGUGAGCCAACAGUGGGCAUGGAGCCGAUUUUUGAUCAAGUUUGGAGACACAUUGAAGAUGAACAAGUGGGAAUGAUUGGCUUAUAUGGAAUGGGAGGGGUGGGGAAGACCACCCUCCUUACCCAGAUACAUAACAACUUCAACCGCACUCGUAAUGAUUUCAAUCGUGUGAUCUGGAUUGUGGUAUCCAAGGGCCACAAAAUUGAAGUUUUUCAAGAUAAGAUUGGUGAAAGAUUGGGCUAUCUAGUGAUGUAUGGAAGCUUAAAGAGCAGCAUGAAAAAACUGAAGACAUCUUCAGAAUCUUGA